Daucus carota subsp. sativus is the source of this 1744-nucleotide messenger RNA. RefSeq names its product protein trichome birefringence-like 25. The coding region runs from base 270 to 1619 and encodes 449 amino acids. The transcript has 3 exons. Gene Ontology annotation, molecular function: O-acetyltransferase activity. Lineage: Eukaryota; Viridiplantae; Streptophyta; Magnoliopsida; Apiales; Apiaceae. Gene Ontology annotation, cellular component: Golgi apparatus. The record is from RefSeq and is a predicted model, not a curated record.
GUCAACAAAAACUCUACGAUCCACUUUACAUUAGCCAAAUGGUGCACAGAGCACGUCAACUUCAUGACACUAAAUGCCAACCUCUCUGAACGUUUCACAAUUCUACUUAUCAUCUUUCUUGGAGCUCUCAUCUUUUUUUCCGCGCAGAUAAACUUUCAUGUGUAUAUACUUUGCAUUGUUCUUUUUCCUGGUUUUAAGGUAACAAUUAACAAACACUAUAAGUGUAUGUCUUCUCAUUGUUUUUCUCUCUUCAUGUGUUGAUUGUAGAAAUGAAAUCCAUGGGAUUUGACGAUAAUAAAUACCGGAAUCACAGUGAUAAUGUUGGUUGUUGCUACCCAUUUUCUGCAUUUUAUAGAAAUAACCGCGUGAUCGUUUCAAUUUUGGUUGGCUCUAGUGUUUUUGGUGUGGUGUAUUGCUUUUAUUUCCCUAGUGUUACCCUGUUUUCGCCUGUUCUGGACUCUGGAACUGGCUUUCUGUUAAACAAAGCCCUGCCACCGGAGGCUAUAUUGCCAGAAUUGGAAGAUUUUCCGCCUUUUAAUGAGAGCCGAGCAAGCUCAGCUGAAACGGUGAAUUCUCAGAAUGGAAAAUGUGAUAUUUUUACGGGAGAAUGGGUUCCAGAUCAGAGUGGUCCGUUUUACACUAACCACAGCUGCCACUCCAUUGAAGCGCAUCAAAAUUGUAUGAAAAAUGGGAGGCCUGAUUCAGGCUAUAUUUACUGGAGGUGGACUCCAAAACACUGUGAAUUGCCCAAGUUUAACCCGGAAAGAUUUCUCCAGUUGAUGAGAAAUAAAGUGAUGGCUUUUAUUGGUGAUUCAAUCUCGCGUAAUCAUGUCCAGUCAUUACUUUGUACUCUCUCCCAGGUGCAAGAAGCUGUGGAUGUGUAUCACGAUGAGAAAUAUGCAUCCAGAAGAUGGUAUUUCCCCUCAUACAACUUCACUCUUUCAGUAAUUUGGUCUCCUUUCCUUAUAAAAGCUGAUAUCUUUGAAAACAUAGAUGGAGUUGCAUCUGAUAUACCUAAGCUAAAUCUUGACAAACUUGAUCCUGAAUGGAUUAAAGAUUACAAAGAAUUUGAUUACAUAGAGAUUGGUGGUGGAAAAUGGUAUCUCAAAACGGCAAUAUACUAUGAGAACAACACAGUCGUAGGGUGCCAUAAUUGCCCUCAUGAGAAUAUAACAAAAGUAGGAUUUCAGUAUGCAUAUAGGAAAGCAAUAAACUUAGCCUUGGAGUUCAUCACUAGUUCUGAGAACAAGGCUUACACAUUCUUCCGAACCUCCACGCCUGAUCACUUUGAGAAUGGAGAGUGGAACACUGGUGGAUAUUGUAACAGGACUGUGCCAUUCAAAGAAGGCGAUACUGAUUUGAUUGAUGUGGACAGAACAAUGCACGACAUUGAGUUGGAGGAGUUUCAAAAGGCAGACAACGGGUUGAAUCUGAGACUAUUUGACACAACCCACCUUUCAUUGUUAAGGCCGGACGGGCAUCCAGGACCCUACAGGACAUAUCAACCAUUUUCAAUAGACAAGAAUGCAAAGGUUCAGCUGGAUUGCUUGCAUUGGUGCUUGCCAGGGCCGAUAGACUCUUGGAAUGAUUUAAUGAUGCAAAUGUUGAUGGAUGAAUGAAGUGUUGAUCUAGAGCUUCCUUUUGUUGCCUCUUGAAAUCAUACAUGCUUAAUUACAAGCUGGUUUGUAUGUUGAUGAAUAUAUAACAAGUGCAUGUUACUUUUAAGAAACAAGUGCUUCAUUUU